This is a messenger RNA of Lolium rigidum, 1865 nucleotides long. Its product is annotated as splicing factor U2af large subunit A-like. Gene Ontology annotation, biological process: mRNA processing. NCBI's taxonomy places the organism in Eukaryota, Viridiplantae, Streptophyta, Magnoliopsida, Poales, Poaceae. The transcript is spliced from 9 exons. Gene Ontology annotation, molecular function: pre-mRNA 3'-splice site binding; poly-pyrimidine tract binding. Gene Ontology annotation, cellular component: nuclear speck; U2-type prespliceosome; commitment complex. The coding region runs from base 1 to 1629 and encodes 542 amino acids. The record is from RefSeq and is a predicted model, not a curated record.
AUGGCCGAGCACGACGAGCCCGCUCCCGCUCCCGCCCCUGAGGCCACCGCCGCCCUCGCCGACGGCAGGUCCCCGCCGUCCAAGCGCGGCGACGCCCGCUCUCCCCAGCAUGAUGCGCAACCUCCCAAGGAGAGGUCCUCGAAAUCCAGAGACAGGGGCGGCAGGGACCGCGACGAGGACAGGGAGCGCCACAGGCGCCGCGGGGCGGAUGGGGAGAGGCACCUGGACAGGGAGAGUGGCCGCGACCGCGGCGACCGGAGCCGGGACCGCGAUCGCCACCAUCGCGAGCACCGUGAGAGGAGCGAAAGAAGGGAGCACCGUGACCGUUCCGAUGACCGUGGCUAUCGCCGGGGCGGUGACCGCUAUGCUGACAGAGGGGACCGCGAUAGAGAUGGCCACAGGAGGCAUCGCUCCAGCUCCCGCUCCCGUCAGGAGAGUCAGAGCAAGCGAGCGAGUGGAUUUGACCAGGGACCAUCAGAAGCCGUUCCUAUGGCUGCUCUACCCGCAGUUCCAGCUCCUAUUGCUGGGAUGCUUCCCAAUAUGCAGAACAUGCUUCCAAACUUGUUCAAUUUACCCAACCUUGGGCAGGCACAACCCAUGACACAACAGGCUACUCGGCAUGCUCGGCGUGUUUAUGUUGGUGGACUUUCUCCAAGCGCUAAUGAACAGACAGUUGCUGUAUUCUUUAAUCAAGUCAUGGCUGCUAUCGGAGGAAACACAGUUGGAAUUGGUGAUGCAGUUGUUAAUGUAUACAUAAACCAUGACAAGAAAUUCGCUUUCGUUGAGAUGAGGUCUGUGGAGGAAGCAAGCAAUGCAAUGGCCUUGGAUGGUAUAGUGUUUGAUGGUGCACCGGUGAAGGUUAGGAGGCCAACAGACUACAAUCCUUCACAGGCAGCUCUGUUAGGUCCAAGCCAGCCGAACCCCAAUCUCAAUCUUGCUGCUGUUGGUUUGACCCCUGGCUUGGGUGGAGGUAUAGAAGGUCCUGACCGCAUUUUCGUGGGAGGUCUGCCCUAUUACUUCACAGAGGAUCAAGUGCGGGAGUUGCUUGAAACUUUCGGACCUCUUCGUGGAUUUGAUAUUGUCAAGGAUAAGGAAACUGGCAACUCAAAGGGCUAUGCCUUCUGUUUGUACCAGGAUGUGUCUGUCACUGACAUUGCCUGUGCUGCCCUUAACGGUAUCAAGCUGGGAGAAAGGACUCUCACAGUACGCCGAGCAAACCAAGGAUCGGAGCCUAGGCCAGAGCAAGAAAACGUCCUCCUGCAGGCACAGCAAGAGGCACAAAUGAAGAGACUUGUGUAUGAAGUUGGAGCCCUACCGACAAAGGUGGUGUGCCUGACCCACGUGAUCUCACCAGAUGACCUGAGAGACGACGAGGAAUACAGUGACAUACUGGAAGACAUGACGCUAGAAGCACGCAAAUACGGUAACCUGGUGCAAGCUGUGAUCCCACGACCCCAUCCCAGCGGUGAUCCCGUUCCUGGUGUUGGCAAGGUUUUCUUGGAGUAUGCAGAUGUGGAGAGCUCAGCACGAGCGAAGGCGGGGAUGCACGGGAGGAGGUUCGACGGGAAGGAUACGGUUGCUGUGUUCUUCCCCGAGAAUAAGUUUGCUGAUGGGGACUACGACGCGUAGAUGAAAAUUUCCUCUGCUAUUUGUUUUUUAAGAUUUUGAAUACUUUUAGCGGCCUGUCUUCCUGAAAUGUACUUGGUGCGUGUUAUAAUAGUACUAACUCCUAUCCGAUUUAAUUGAUGUGGGACUAUAGCACUGCUCUUUUCCGCGUCAAAUUUUCCUGAUCGGAGGGAGUAGUUCAUACAGAAUUGCAUAUUGGUGCUGGUAUGAUGAGAAAAGAGCAGCAUGUAAUGUCGAUC